Suillus clintonianus is the source of this 666-nucleotide messenger RNA. RefSeq lists its product as uncharacterized. The transcript has 4 exons. NCBI's taxonomy places the organism in Eukaryota, Fungi, Basidiomycota, Agaricomycetes, Boletales, Suillaceae. The record is from RefSeq and is a predicted model, not a curated record. Bases 85 to 654 code for a protein of 189 amino acids.
AUUUCACGUUUCAUUCCAAGACGUAGGAGGAAAAUCCUUGAUCAAUCAAUCGUGAACACGGGAACUCGGACUCUCAGCAUCACGAUGACCGACCUGACGUUUUGUUACAUUCACAUGACUGAGCAUGAUCUGAAAGUCCUCGAUACUAUCGACAGUCCAGAAUAUAUCUCCGGAGAGCUGUCCGAUGAUGAACUUGACAUACCAGCACACAUGAUUCCACCGAAUCCAGAUGAUUCUGACAUACUGCCUUCUCAGGUGCAUCCUUCAUAUCCCUAUGGGAAUCCAACAAAUAUAAAGCAUCCAGCCGCAAGACCGAGACCACCAUAUGACCCAACUUCUCGGGCGUUAUUCGAAGAUAUGGGCUAUGGCGGAGGUGGCGUGAAUGGCUCUUUACGCUGGAGAGACCUUGCUUUGGACCGAUUGUUGCCCGUCAACGAAGAUAAAGAAGAAAUGAGGAGAGCAGCCGAGGCAAGAAAGAUGGCCAAUGGUGCCACGAGCCAAACACAACAGCAGCAGCAACAACCGCCACCCCAGCCAGAUGCUGGUGAUCAAACUAUUGACGAAGAGGACGAGGAAGAAGAAGAGGACAGUGCAGAGCAUGAUGAGAACGAUGUUGAUGAAGAUAAUUUGGACGAUGACGAUGAGGAUAUGUAACUACGUAGACAC